CUGUUUCCGUCGAACCGUAUUAGCAAACGGACCAAACAAAGUCUGGCUCCUGAAUUUAAACUGGAGUUAUAAUCCCUCGGAAACUUUUUAUUUUCAGGUUAAAAUGAAGUUUCGGGGGAAAAUAACCGACAUCGCCUGUUUGAACCACUUCACCAGAGUGGUGACCACCAUCUCUAAGCUCACCAAGACCUGCGUCCUGCGGCUGACUCCGGACCACCUGUUCUUCAUCCUGCCGGGAAAAGUGACCAACGGAGGAGUCGGCAUGUGGUGCCAGCUGCUGCAGGCCAACUUCUUCCAGGAGUACCAGAUGGAGGGCGUGACCUCUGAGGUCCAGGAGAUCUGCCUGGAGGUGAGUCCAGAACCCUGGAGCCGGGCCCUGAAGACGGUCCAGUCCGCCAAGUCAGUGAAGCUGAAGCUGACCAGGAAGCACUGCGCCUGUCUGACCGUCGCUGCCGAGCUGCCCACCCUGUCCAGCGUCGGCAGAGUCGUCACUCACGACGUUCCCGUCGACGUCAUUCCUCGAAGACUCUGGCAGGAAUUCCAGGAAGCCGGCGUUCCGGACUUUGAUGUGAGCGUCUACCUUCCUCCUCUGAAGACGAUGAAGAGCGUGGUGGACAGGAUGAAGAACCUCUCUAACUUCCUGGUGAUGGAGGCCAACCUGAACGGAGACAUGAACCUGAAGAUCCAGACCGAUCUGGUUUCUGUCACCACUCACUUCAAAGACCUGGGGAACCCAGCAUGGGGCGUUGACUCCUCCCAGGACGGCGGUCCGUCUCAGAGCAGAGACCCAGAGGUCAUGGCAGAGGUCACGGUGGACAUCAGGAAGCUGCAGCAGUUCCUCAUGGGUCAGCAGGUCAACCCCAGCAAGGCCCUGUGCAAUAUUGUCCAUCAGAACGUGGUCCACCUCGUCCUGCUCCAUGAAGACGUUUCUCUGCAGUAUUUCAUCCCUGCUGUGGCCUGAACCAGAUCAUCUGAUCCUCUGCAGAUAAUCUGGUUCUGGUCGGGUUCAGUGGGAGCUGGAACGUUUUUUCUCUACUGGACCCGGAGGAGCAGAUUCAGAACCUCCAUCCAGACUUUAUGAAGACUUUACCUGCUGAACUGAGCUGCUGCUCUAUUCAUGAAAUGUUUUAUUUUUAUACAGAGAUGAAGAUUCAGUGUCUGAAUCGUUUCUGAUUAAAUUCUGUAGAUUUUAAAUCUGCUGGAUCCAGAAAACCUCCAUGUGUUCCUGCUUUGCCCUGUGAUGGACCGCUGACCCGUCCAGCUUGUUCUCCGCCUCUCACCCAGUGACUGCUGGAGAGGCACCAGCUCUCCUCCACCCUUCCUCUGAUGGAGGCUGUUUGAACUGCAGCAGCAUUUCUUCAAAUCCAACAUUGAGUCUGAAUACAAAACAAUCAUUAAUAAGGGUUAAAUAAAAACGAAUUAUUAUUAAAAUGAUUAAAACAGAAGAUUAAUUUUUGAAAAACAAAUAUUUUAGAGAGAAACGUGUUUUAUUUUUUCUGUUAAUUUCCUGCAGCCCAGUAAGUUGUUUCUCCAACUGCCAAUAAAACACAAGAGAAGAAGAAAGAAAGUAGUGGGGGAGGGGGGUUAUUAGACAACUUAUUUGUCUUCAAAAAAUAUUUGAUAAAGAAAUAUGAAUUAGUUUUAUUUCUUCUGUUAUCUCCUUUCCACACUUCAGGUCAGUAGGUGGCGGUGUUGCACCUGUGGAGUUGAUCUGCAAACCGCCAUUUUACAGCAUCAGAAGAAGAAGAAAAUGUUCAGCUUCAGUUUAUUAGCUGAACUCGUCCAAAGUUAGCCCACCAUGCUAACGUUAGCCUGAGCAGAGACUUUCUUCAGCUGCUGCAGGAUUCCUUCAUUUCUGCUGGAGAAAACUGAAGUUCAGAGAAGAUGAAAAUCAGAGCUGGAAUGGAGUGAAACCUCAGAACUUUCAGAACAGCAAAAAUACAUCAACAUUAAAGAUCUGUUACCGGUGUGGAAAUCUGUUUCCUCUGCAAAGAUCUUCAGAAUGCAACAGAAUAGUCACUCUGAGGUGAAACCAUGCAGCUGUGAAAAGUGUGGGGAAGAGUUAAUCUCUUCCACAGACCUAAAAAAACAUCAGCUGAUCCACAGUGAGGUUAAGUCAUUCACCUGUCAUGACUGCGGAAAAAGCUUCCGCACAGAAAAGCAAGUAAAAGCCCACAGUGUUGUCCACACUGACGAAAAACCUUUCAGAUGUGACCAGUGUGGAAAGACGUUCAGCCAUAAAUCAAGCAUUUAUCUCCAUAAGCAAACCCACUCAGGAGAUCCAGAAAAAUAUUUCUCCUGUGAUCAGUGUGGAAAGACUUUUAGAAAUUCUUUAAACCUGAAUGCCCAUAAACGCCGACACAUUAAACUACGACGAUACUCUUGCAAUGAGUGUGGGAAAACCUUUGCAAAUCGUCUUCACUUUGGAGACCACCAGAUGUUUCACAGUGGAUUAAACCCCUACAGAUGUGACCUGUGUGGAAAAUGUUUCAUAGUAAGCACCUCCUUAAAGAAACAUCUCCUCCUCCACGUUGCUGAGAAGCCAUUUGUCUGCGAUGAGUGUGGAAAAGGUUUUAUUCGUAAGACUGACCUCAGAACCCAUCAGCUUGUCCACGCUGGAGUUAAACCCCACAACUGUGAAGAAUGUGGAAAGUGUUUCACAACAAGACACAAGUUAAAAGCACAUCAGAGCAUUCAUAUUCAGGGGAGAUGUUUCAUCUGCGAACAGUGUGGGAAGGCUUUCCACACCAAAUCAAAUCUCACAAGACAUCAGAGGGUUCACACUGGAGUUAAAUCAUUUUGGUGUGGGAAGUGUGGAAAAUCAUUCAGUCAAGAAGGAAACUUAAAAAGACACAGCUUCCUCCACACUGACAGAAGGUUCUCCUGUGAUACAUGUGGGAGAACCUUCACUACGUGGGACCAGCAGAAAGCACAUCAGAUCAUCCACAGGGAAGGAAUACCAUACUGCUGUGGUCUCUGUGGGAAACUCUUCAUUCGGAAGUUAUCCUUAGUGGCUCAUCAACACAUCCACACUGGAGAUGAACCAUACAAAUGUGAGCAGUGUGGGAAAGUCUUCAGCCGAACUGACCGCCUCAGAGCCCACCAGAAGAUCCACUCUGAGGAGAAACCAUACAGCUGUGAGCAGUGUGGGAAGACAUUCAAGCUGUCCCGUUAUCUAAAACAACAUAAGAAGACUCACAGCAGCAAACCAGCCGUCUAGAGGACAGGGAGGAUUCACUAUGAGAAGCAGAGCAGCACAAAAGGAGCUGCUUCUCAGCCCAGCGAUGGUGGAGAACCAAACGGUUCUGGGAGAAAAGUCUGCGAAGAAAAGGCUUCAAAGUUCCAAAUCUGAGACCAGUGAAGACAAGCUGAAGUUCAGCAGACUGAGGGGAAGGUUUCACCUUAACAGCUUCAGGAAAUGUCCCUGACGUCAUCCUGAACAUGACUUUCAGAUCAGACUUUAGAGUUCAUGUUUCUAGUGUUAAUUCUCCUUUUCCAGCAAACCCUGACCUUUGACCUUUAAUGUCAUGUUACCAGGGAGCCUUCCCAUCAUUAUUCUUCCUUUAAAAAUCACUCAGCUGUUGCUGACAUGUUUCAUAAUUAGAAGUUUCUGGCUCUCCCUGUUGAUGCCAUGUUUAGGCAGCUAGAGAGCUAAUGGUAGCUAACAGCAGAACUGGGUCAGCUGGUUCUGGAGGGAGGACCAACAAAACCAGCUUCAGAUCCAGCAGAGUUUUGUUACAAUGGUUGCUGAGACAGAAGAUUUUCCUCAUGGAGAACAUCUCUGAGUUUGUUAAUGCAGCUGAAAGCUCUUAGUUUGAAAGGUCUGAAUCCCAUUUCUCUUUGUGUCCUCUGUACCUGUGUCCAUAUUGGUCUCUAUCUCUGUGUCCUUCACUCUAGUCCCAGACACAUCAUUAGUGGCCUAAAGUCCUUACACAGAAGCAGAACCUGUGAAGGACCCAUAAAUGUUCUGGGAACCGUCAUCAAGCAGCAGCAGAUGUUGACUCACUUCAUUUUCUUCUGCUUAAGAUUCAAACAUGACCCAUCAAAAUCCAUGAAAACUGACACAUCAGUGCUUUUUCCUCUUCUUGAGACAAUCAAAUAUUUGACCAGCGAAAUUAAUCAGUUUCACAAUUUUCUGUAUUUGAGAUCUGGAAAUGAAAUUAAAGAAUAUCAGACUAAACCUGAUUGUUUUUGCAACUCUAAAAUAGGUUGAUUUAGAAAUAUUUCAUUUAUUUUUCAUGGAUUUUGUACAUCAGAAUGAACAUCAUGUUGUGCUGAAAGCUCUUCCCACUUCCAUGUCGCAGUAAAUACUGGACCUUCCCACUUCUUGCUAAUCCAGGGUAGAAAAUGGGAUUCAAACUUAAUCUGUGUUCCAGGGUCUGAGUUGAUGUCCCAGUUGGACUGUUGUUUCUGUUUCUGUGUUUUUGAGCUGCUUCCAGCUCCAUGUUUGUGGAGUUUGGAUCCUGUUAAUGGUUCUAAGUUCUGGAUGGUUGAAAAAUGUUCCCUAAUGUUGCAGAUGAUGAUGGAUCUGCUGCCACUGGCAGGAAAUACACAGGUGUUGUUCCCUGUUCAGCCACCAGAUGGAGCCUCAUACUGAGCAGAGUUUGAAAAUGUUGCUGCUGAAAAAUUGUUGGUGAGUUGUUUUUUCCCCCGCUUUCAGAUCAGACGUAGCGAUCAGCAUUUGCUUUAUUUUCCACCUGAACGGUUCAGUUUGUUCUUAUGAAAUGUUGAAAUAAAGAAAGUUGAACCUCCUGCUGGUGGAGACAAA
Molecule: messenger RNA, 4768 nt
Organism: Xiphophorus hellerii (green swordtail)
Lineage: Eukaryota; Metazoa; Chordata; Actinopteri; Cyprinodontiformes; Poeciliidae
Gene: hus1
Product: HUS1 checkpoint clamp component
Exons: 10
Coding region: 104-961 (285 amino acids)
Biological process (GO): double-strand break repair via homologous recombination; telomere maintenance; mitotic intra-S DNA damage checkpoint signaling
Cellular component (GO): nucleolus; checkpoint clamp complex; site of double-strand break
Source: RefSeq, a predicted model, not a curated record